AUGGUACACAUCGACCAUGAGUCGUUUCCUCAUAUCAUAGACCUCAUCUUGGAAUAUGCCCCAGCCGGCUCGCUCCUCGCUUUCCGGCCCACGUCACGCGCGUUCCUCAUCAAAGCCGACUCACUCAUAUUUCGUCACAUCGUGGUCCUCCCUCUCCAGGACAGUGAAGUCAAGCACCUUUCAAUAAGUGACCAGUGCCGAGCACCUGUGCGAUUGAGUGGGUUCAAUGGGCCUCUUCCUGGCAAGCUUUACCUGUCCGCAUCGCCCGCACAGCGUCGUGAAUGGUGCACGCGCCUGAGACGUUACUGCAAAGUGGUGGACUAUCACCGGCCCGUUCAAUACGUGUACGAGUUCCAACGCGACGAUCCGGACCCCACCGUCCUCCUCCUCUCAACCUUAUCCGAGGCGAGCGUCUCACGUAUCCCUACGACAAUAUACAACUGUUCUGAAGCAUCUCGCCGCAGCAGCGUCGACUUUGUUCUCCUGACGCCUUCGGAAUAUGGCUGGGGGACGUCCCCAAUGGCAACGGUGGCCGACUUUCAGCGAGGUACAGAGAUUGCCGUCUUGAGUGUACAGUACAACCCGGCCUACCCGUUCAUUCUCGACUCAAGCAUCAUUCGGCAUGGCUGGGGGCCAGACGGCAAUCUUCGCCAGAUUGUAAUGAUCUUCACCGAGACACGGCAUGCGAUCCCUCAUCCCACUGGUGACACGCCAACACCGCUAACGGCAUGGGGAAUGUUGUCCUCCCUCCCUACCAUCAUCCGGUUCCUGCCAACUGUACCCCUGGCGAUUGUCGGAUUUGAGGCUAUCGAGCGACGCCUCCUGAACGUCUGCGAGGACGUGUGUGACGGCGACCUGUACGAAGCGUUCCAACUGGCUACCGAGGAGAUGAUACCGGGCGCCCCCAAGGGAAACCCACACGCUAUCGAGUUUCUGUCCAAGGACGAGUAUCGCAUGCGGGUUGGGGAUGAACAGUUUGAGCUCCAGACCGCCUGCCCUGCCUCAGUGCUCGCAUCGGUAGGUCCCUGGGAGGAACGUGCUGCCGCUCUGGCUGCCCAGUUGAACAAGACUUAA
This is a messenger RNA of Apiotrichum porosum, 1074 nucleotides long. RefSeq lists its product as uncharacterized. The transcript has a single exon. Lineage: Eukaryota; Fungi; Basidiomycota; Tremellomycetes; Trichosporonales; Trichosporonaceae. The record is from RefSeq and is a predicted model, not a curated record. Bases 1 to 1074 code for a protein of 357 amino acids.